CGGUGGAUGUGCAUGGAUUGCCAGGGCAUGCGGAUGCCCUUUGAGGGCCGACUGACGUUCAUGAUGAGGAAUUGGGGAUGAAUCCGAAGAGGGCGUCAAUAUGAUUGUUGGUAGGGCUGUCGGAUACACAGAUGUACGGAAAAGGGAGAAGGACUGUGAGAUCUACGACAAGGAGUAAUACUCAAGGGUGUCCUGUUAGAAAUAGGACAUGGAUGAGAAGGAAGACUCCUCCAUGCCCGCAGCGACUCCCGUCAACAGCCAUGACGGUGUGGAUGAGUCGCAUCACCAAAACCUGAUGUUUGCACGCAACAGAACGGGUGGUGUGGCAGUCCAGGCCAGUGAGGACGAGUCUAUCAGAGUUCUAGUUGGUCACGAUGGCCUGGUUCUACAGACGGUGGCUUUGACAUUGAAGGACGAGUUGGUCAUGAUAGCGCGAUGGAGGAGAGAAGAAAUGCGAGGAAGCGAUGACGGAUGGAGUGUACGAAGACUUAACGUAAAGGGGAUUGGUGCGACAAGUGGAAGGCGGUCAGGCAGUCAGGCCGUCAGGCAGUCAGGCAGCAGUCCCGUGGUUAGAUAUCAGGUGACCGGGAAGAUAGUAGCUCGUGGAAAACUGGAGCGUGACAGGAUCGAGAAGAAGAAGAAGAAGAAGAAGAAGAAGAAGAAGAAGAAGAUGAAGCAGCAGAAGUCUCUAUUGAACGAAGCCCGAAUACUGAGCUGCACCGCCACCAGCCACCAGCCACUAUGCGUCAAUAUCUGCACAGUAUCCAUCGAUCUAAUAGCUAAUCUCGUCCUUAUCGCGUGCUGUUAUUAUUAUGCCUCCGGACAAGCUGCAGCCCGACAGCCAGCCCAGAGUUUAGCACCCGUAAGGUGUAUAUGUAGUACCUCAACAACGAACAGACGAUUGAUGAUGAUGGAGAAUUGCAUGAGCUGUAUGACUGUAUAUGAUAUGCGUCGUCUCAUGACGGCAACUCGCGGAGUAAAGGAAGAAACAGGAACAGGAACAGGAACAGGAAUAACCUUCAACGUGUGUGUGUGGCAGCAGCAGCAGCAGCAGCAGCAGAGAUCGGCAACGGGCCGCCGUUGUUGUCUGCAGGCUGCUGUGAUUCGUCUGCGCGUCGAGAUUAGUCCAGGGGCACUGUCUCGCUAG
This is a messenger RNA of Pseudovirgaria hyperparasitica, 1147 nucleotides long. RefSeq lists its product as uncharacterized. The record is from RefSeq and is a predicted model, not a curated record. NCBI's taxonomy places the organism in Eukaryota, Fungi, Ascomycota, Dothideomycetes, Acrospermales, Acrospermaceae. The transcript has 8 exons. The coding region runs from base 209 to 1147 and encodes 312 amino acids.